GCAAUGAUCCAAAAGCGAGAUUCACGUGGUAUGCGCAUGGCUUGUACAACUUUUGGUAUAGUCCAGAAUUAACCACAGACGACACCGAAUACUGGGAAGCUCACAAUUUUGGGCUUGAUGAUGACGAGCUGGAGAUCGAUUCAACAGCAUUGAAGCUUGGUCCUUUCCGUCUGGCAGAGAAUAAUGAAAGCAUAGGAAGGCCUGUCAAGUUCGUCGCAUUUAGUCCCGUUCAGCAGCCUGAAGAUAUCAUGGACGAAUAUAUCCGUUUGCGGUGUAUGAACGACCUGUCCAAUACAUGGGGUUACCCUUACGAUGUCCCGCCUUACCUAUCGUUGACCGACAAAGAAAGGUUCAACAUCCUGUCCCAAGAACUACCACCCACAGACGUCGAGCGCUGGAAUUCAUUCGCUGAACUUCACAUGCGUGGACAAUUGUUCCAGUGAGUCCAUGCUCUGUCUAUCUAUGAUUCUCCAUAUAUCUGCCUUUCCGGAUGUUAGGUGUCAGUGCGAUGCAUGCCACUACCUUGUCAGUGGUGUCCUUCACCGUUGUGUAGACUGCGACUGCGACGACUAUGACGUGUGUGUAGAUUGUGAAUCUCAGCCAGUCUCAGAUCACAAAUACCCAUCCGACCACAAGUCAACGCACAACAUGCUUGUUUUCCGUAUGUCGACAUCUCAUGGUCGCUGCCGCAGAAUCCGUUGGUAUGCAAGGAAUUUCUUAUCCACUUGUAUUCCCGCUGCAGCACCACCAGAAGCACCAUUGACUGUGCAAGAAGACGAAUCCCAAACGCAAUCAGAUGGAACUGAACUUCCGCAUCCGACAGAAGCCAUUCAAGUCGACGAUUCUUCCACCUCUGUCGAUUUGCGAGAAGGUGAUGAGAAGCUGAAUAGGAAUCCGGAAGUAGCAUUGGGGGAGAUAGCUGGAGCCUCAGUCGCGAAGGGGGAUGUCUAUUCUUGCGCUGAAUGCAGCGUCAAGAUGAAGGGCAUCUUUUAUGUAUGCAUUACCUGUGCAGAACUCUAUUCUCCCAUUGCCUUAUGUGGUGAUUGUGCAUUUCACGAUGCGUUCAACGUGGUCACAGUUCAUCACCCUUAUAAGCACUGGCUGGUCAAGAUUAAAGACCGAGUUCAAGAUACGGGAAUCGGAACGUCAGACAAACCUUUGAAUAACGUGGAUGAGACUACUUCGCUUUCCUCGCUGGCCGCGAUGGUGGAAUCUCGCUUCGUGGAACAGGAUCUCCGGCUUAGUGCACUUGUCGCACAGGUUGAACAACUCGUGCAGAGCAUCGCUGUAUUGACGGGAAAGGCAGAGCUUCCAUCUGAAUCCCUCAGUGAUUGAUUAGUUCUUAAAUUGGUAGACUGUUGUAUAACUUGGAUUUGAUUCUUGCUGUCUCGGCGACCUUGUACUAGUGUAGAUCGAUCGGUACCGAUUUGCCAUACGUACUUUGUAGAUAUGAAAUAAACAUGUUUGUUGGUUUCUAGGCCUUCAAAGUUAUAACAUCGGGCGGAAGAACUUGGUUUCUAAACUACAACUGUACAACAGAAAAACGGAACCU
Molecule: messenger RNA, 1552 nt
Organism: Suillus bovinus
Lineage: Eukaryota; Fungi; Basidiomycota; Agaricomycetes; Boletales; Suillaceae
Exons: 4
Coding region: 448-1335 (295 amino acids)
Source: RefSeq, a predicted model, not a curated record